GCCUUUGCACACAAAGAGAGCACAAGAUUUCACAGGCAGUGGAGAUGCUCUGGUGUGACCAGAAUCCGAAGGCACAGAAGCAUUCUAUGCCUUCGGAUUCCGGUCACACCAAAGCUGUGGGCUUAAAGUUGCAGGGUGCCGUGUCCAUGCAGCUCUGCAAGGCUUCCUGCCCCGGCUUCAUUGUGACGCUUGGAAGACAUGCUGACAUGGGAUCGAACGGAAUUGAGGACAUUGCAAGUACACCCACUGGAUACCAGGGGCCAAGGAUGGCCGAAGCAAUGGUGAAAGGCUUGAAGCGGGUCGAAUCUCGCCCAAGACCGCUUUUUGCACCGGGGUGGUAUUUUUUGCACAAGGGCAAAAAGACAGGCUUCGAUGAAGAUUAUGCUCAGGAGUUACAGAGCCUCUUGCCAGAGCAUAGCUCAGGAUUGAUGUCCGAAGCUGCGGCAGAAGAUGGCUGCAGUACAGGGGCCAUUGUUGGCAUGGUGUGUAUUGGAAAGCAGUUGAGAUACUCCGACCUUCCUAACCAUCAGUGGGUGCAGGAAAGCCGACCCGUGGUGUACGAGAUCACACAGUGCAUGCAGUUCACCGCUGGGGUGUCACUGCCAGGUCAGCAAGGUGUUUGGCAUGUUCGGGCGCCUGAGGUCCAGGACAGCCUUCGCAAGGCCAUUGGCAAAGGUACGCUGCACACCUGGUCGGAUCAGUUUCCAGCUUUGUCUGACACGCGGAAAAGAUCGCCGACCCAGAAAGCAAAGACACGAGCUUCAAGACCUUGGCCAAAACCGUUGCCUAGAAAGCGACGCUCUGAUGCCGGUACACAUCAGUGCGCCCCGGACCUUGUGAGUUCCAGCAAGCGCCAGCGCCUCCAUCUUGGAGAUCCUGCGGUUGGCGCGAAGCGCCCGGCCAAUCUUCCUGUGGAUGCAUCAUCUUCGUCCUCGGCACCGACAAGACACGAAGAGCAAAGCUUGGUGCAGCGAAUCUCAGCCGGUCGGAUGCUGCCACGGCUGCUCGAACUCAUGGACAUGACAUUCUUCAACAUCAAAUGUCCACAAAAGGUGGGUCCUUUGGAACCUCGAAGUGGAUUGUUUGCGCAGGUGGCUGGUGACAGCGUGUUUAUUUUGAAUGUCUUUCGAAGGCGAGAUCUUGAUCUCGCAGAUGUCAUUCCUCUGUGCGCUUCUGAGCACAAAGGGAAAGCGGUACACAAGGCAAGAUUGGCUGAGUGUCGGACUGUCGCCAAGAGCGCUCUGUCUUCUAUUUCUUUGAGCUUCCGCGCGUUGCAGGGCACACAACGCCGAGGCGCAAGCCUUCUUUUUGAGAAGAGAGACAACUCCCCGGAUGAAGAGGUGUUGCAAGAGUCUUCUGCUCUGGCUUGCGACCUCGCCGAGCGCUGGCGUGAACCACCCGAAGGCAGUGUAGUGUACGCAGACUUGACCGUUCGCAAAGUGAUGCCAGCUGCUUUGGAGAAACAUCUUUCAGAGCAACCUUGUCAUUUUCCUUCACAGAUGUCAGAUGAGCGACGGAGCAUCUGGGUAUGGGAUCUGCCCUUUCCAAUACAAAUUGAUGGGCGCAGAUAUCGGUGCCGCACCUGCGCGGCAAACGGGGCGUCCAUGCGGUAUUAUGUCAUCACAGUGUCAGACUUGCAAGCGGCAUUCCCUGAUCUUUUGACAUGGCGGGAUCGUCGCCACGGCACAGUUUUCUUCACCAAGAAAUUUCUGCUUUAUCUGGUGCAAGUUUUUUACAGACGCCUCAAUGUUAGAGCCACUAAAAGGGCCAUCGUGGAGCAAAUCGGGGCUUCUGCUUUGGCUCUCGGCUGCAUGACUCGCCUGCGCACACUGUGCACAGCAAUUCCUUCCAAUGUCUCCUUGCGGAAGAUCCUUCUCAACGCCCUAGAGGGUUACACAUCUUCGGCAGUGAAACGGCUCCGACAACACAUCAACUUGUACGCGGGCACAUUGCUCAGACAUGACGGAAACUACGACAUCCCUGAGAGAGUAGUCGAAUUUUCUGGUGGUGUUCGCCGGCGGCCUCACGGGUGCCUCGUUGCCUUUCUAGGCGUGGAUGGCAGCUUGCUUGCUCCGCCAGAGCUAUUGCGGAGCGAAGCUCUUCCAGACCUUCUUCCUGCCUUAGAAGACGUGGUGGAUUCUUUGAAGGCAGACCGCCUUCAGGCUGGUAUGGCUUUGCAGCAAUCGUGCCCGAUUGCGCACGCAACUGACUCCUACCAGAAGCAACGUUUGGCUUUGCAAGCUUUCUACCGGCAGAAGUUUCCAGAGCUACACACAGAGGUAUUAGCAACAAGCCCAAAAGCCGAUGCGGCUGGCGCCGCACGCGGCGCAGGUGAUUGCUGCGUUCGCAUCGUGGGCGCUUGCCUAUUCAAGCUUUCUCUCCCUGCAGUGCCGCCUAGUCACAAGAAAUCGGAUAAGCCCAUUGCAGCGCAGCCCCUGCCAGAAGACUUUCAGAACCUUCUGUUGCAACUCGUGCAAGGCAACAAGACGGAGAAUCAGCGGCUGACGUCCCAAAAUGCGGAUGGGGUGGCAGCUCUGCGAGAUUUCCUUGUGCAGACAGACGUGGCCACUGCGAGGCGUGAGAUCAGUGUCUUGGUGAAGUGGUACUCGGUUGGUCGCAAAGGGAGCCGGCGGAAGCGAGGCGUGCGAAAGGCAACUGACGAUCCAGGCCAAGUUCAUGGGACCCGCUCGGCCAUGACCCAGAGUGUCUCGGACUAUUUCGAUCGCCUCCAGAAGCCAUUGAAGGUGGAAGGGCUGUGGGCAUGGAGAGACAUAGCCGUUGCCAUUCACCAUGCCCAAAUCAAAUUACAGUCAGGGACUGUCUGCGUAGAAAGAGCUUGGCAGUCAGUGAAGGACAUGCUGCCACCUUCUGGGAGGCACAUGUCACGGCCAUGGCUUGAGAUGCUUCUCCGGAUUGCAUUCCUGCGACACAACUUUCGGCUCUACAAGUCUGGCUCCAAUCCAGCCGUGUCGGAGGGGGACAGCUUGAUCACAGAGAGCCUGCAGUUCUAUGAGCAGUGCGAGCAAAGCAUUGGUUUUCAAGGACUAGAUGAGCUCUUUGCAGCGUUUGAAGAGAAGGUUGAUGGAGGUGGGGCAACAGUCGCUCGCGGCGACCGCUUCAUGUGGCUGGUUCUUUUGGGUCGAACCAUCAAUGACAACAACAGCUCACGCCUUUUCUACGUUCAAUUUCGCAAAGCCAGAGAUGCGCGAAGGUUCGCGCAAGCGUUGGCGUUGGUGCUGAUGCGGCAUGUGUUGCGACCCUGGAAGGUGGCAGUGUAUCGCGUGCAGCCGGACUGCUGGCCAGACGACUUUGGCUCUCCUAUCGUCCAAUGGUCGUGCCAAUGUACAUCGCUUCGGGAUGCUGCAGAGGGGGCUUCGGCCGCGGAUGGCUGCAUGCCAUGCAGCCAUCCGCGGCCGGAGCCUGGACGAAAGAGGAGGUUGAACUCCCUCCAGGAGGUUGGGUGGUGGGGAGACCCCGAGCGGGGUAUCUUAGCAGGGUCGCAAAUCCUUGCGCUGGGACCUGAAGCGUUCCUGGAAGUACAGCUGCGCGUUCGUGAACUUCGAGCACGCCGCCGUCUUUCAAAGCAACAACGACGGGAGAUGCCACCAGUUCCGCACUGCGUCGUACAGGACGGAACCCUGGUCCACGGAAAUGCCUUGCCGUGUCUGACAAAGGAGCGUCAGGAAGGCGUCAGCAACAAGUUCGUCCAGAUGAGCGCAGAUUCUGAAGCACCAGCGCUCAUCUGGACGACCUUGCCAGACGCACUGGACACGGACAACAUGCUGUCAGGAUGCUUGAUUCGGAUGUUUGACACCUGCAUUUUGCCAUGGAAGCGGACCACUGGGAUCCGGUGCUGGGAUAUGGGUACCUACCGCAUCAAGCGGUCACAGGGCCGCAAGCACUUCGUCAUCGAUGUAGCGCAUUUGUACGACCCGGCACGGGAUCCCGCGAUGGCAAUGCACGUGGGUUGGGUGCCCGGGAUCAGCCAGUCCCUCAUCAAACUCUCUGGAUUUCUCAACGCCCUCAAAAGCAUCAAGGACGCCGUUGACGCCUGCGACUGUCCUCGCGGGAUUCUGGUGGAAGUGCGGUGUAAAUCUGGCAGACACCGAAGCGUGUGCGUCGGCUUCUGCUCAUACCAUCAAAUGCUUCGAUAUGGGCAUUCAGCUCUGUUGAUCCACUACCAAUCUCCCGAGUGGGCUCGCAUGAAAUGCGGAGCCACAUGCAGCGCUUGCCGCAACUAUGACAAAUGUUUGCAAGAAAUCGGAAGCAUUUUGCCGCAAGGUCAGAGCAUAGCUCAGACCCACGGUGUGCAGAGCAUAGCUCAGACACCGUAUAUAGAGAGAUCUAAGUCGAGGAGACGUUCUAGCUCGAAAUCAACAAGACGCUCCCGCAGUCCUUUGCCCCGUCGCCCACGGAAUUUGCCACCGCCUCCACGGCGACGACGCCGCAGCUCCAGAUCUGAAUCUUUCUCAAGGAAACGAGAUACAAGCAGCCCUGUGAGGACAGCUGUCAGAAACACCUGGCCGCCCGUGAAGGCACCUCCAGUGCGACCUCCCCCAAGGGCAGAGAGUCCAGGCACCGGCGCAAACAAAUCUUCAAGCUCGAAAGUAACUUUGCUAUCGCCUCCACUUCAUCGUCAUCAACGCGGACAGCCAGCAGACCACGUGGAGCUCGACGCUUUGCUUCGAGAUGAUUUGGCGCAGGGAGUGCCGUUCCAUGGCACGACUGCCAGGCCAGACUUACUGGACAAAGAAACUUUGAGUGCAGUGAUCAAGCUGUGCUCCCGGGACGGACCCCGUGCCAGAACUUUCUGGAUUACAGACCCUUUGCUUGAUCAGAGGGAUGGUGUCAGGAUGUUUUGCUUGCUCAGAGGCCGUGCGAACAUGAUCAAGACACCUAACAUUUGCAAGUCAUGGAAACGCACCACUUGGAUGCGGAAGCAUCCGGAGAAUUGGCGUUUGCUGGAGGAGAGAGCUUCGGCAGAGACAGAUCCGUUCUUUCUUGUGAACUUGGCCUUCAAGAGGCGAAAACGAAGAGAUGGUAUGCCAGACGCUGACCGUUCUCUGUUGCCUCCACGUUUGGGUAGAAACAUGGAUGAGAUCAGAGACACCUAUGCUGAAGAAAUUCAAGAGGAAAAGCGGUCCAGGGAUGCAGCAGAGACUUCGCAGAGCACACCGCAGAGCCAUCACCAACCUAUCACCGCAGAAGCAGAUUCGACACCAUCUCCGGGACCCAGCACACAAGGAGGUGGUGCAGUCCCCACCCAAAGCUUCUUUGGGAUCACCGUGAGGGACCUCACCCAAGCGUUUGGUGACACUACGGUCAGCAACGACCCCUUGGACGAGUGGCUUCCAGAUCAUGCUCCGGAAGAUGCGACUACUCUACAAGCAUUGCUUCAUCCAACCGAGAUGUGCAUCGGCAUGGGGGACACAGAUGUUCACAGCACAGUCUUGUCCUGGCUAAAAGACAUCCACGGAGAUACCAGAGAUCAUCUCCAACUUGCAUCAGAUUUGUCUCUGGCAUCCAUCCGCUUGUUUGUGCCAACACCUUUCCGGCUAGCCAUCACAACCGUGGCAAAGCGAGAAGGCUGGAACACAGAAGCUUUGUUGGCAGGCAUUGUCAGCAACUGUGGCUGGCUAGAAGCACCUGGCACUCGUCUCAGGAUCGAACCAACUGAGACCUGGAGCCGAGCUCCCAUUACACAAGUGAUGCUAGCAGGAGAUCCAUCUAUGCGAAAAUCUUCCUUGAAGCAGUUUGUGACCGAAGAUCUCCUGAGCUCGCCGGACGUGCCCCCUGAGAUACGCAGCCGCAACUGCAUCAAUGGUGAAGCAACAGUGAAAGGACUCCGCAGCUCCAUGCAAUCUUACAGCCGCGCCGGAUUGGUGAGCGACGAGAUUUCGACCACUUACUGCACCGAUAAAAAGCAGGGAACCGGAAGCUUGCACUAUAUCGAUGUGAAUAAACUUUGUACCUGGUUGAACGGAGAGCCAGACAUUGUGGCUACAGGCUCUGGCCAGCUGAUCUUGCAGAACUACGCCUUCCAGCACAUGAUCUGGGGACAAAUUCCUCUCGUGGAGCAGGUGCUAGCUCCCAACGCCUCCUUCUUUGCCAAGCGCAUCUAUGUUGGCUGGCAGGUGGUCCCAGUCUUCGCAGAUGACGAGCAAAAGGCAGACACAUCCAAGGAGUUUCUCAAGGACUUCCAUGCUUGGAUGGGACGCAACGCGUCUGGGAACAUACAAUCCAGAUCCUUGGAUGGCUUUGCCCGAACAGUUUUCCGAGAGGCAGCCAAAGCUAUUCAAACAUUCCUUUCCGCCACCCACGGCCAAAUGCACGAACACUAUGAGCAGAAAUUGCGCUACUACGACACAGAAUGGCUCCGGUUUGCUAGCGCCUGCCAAAGAAUGGAAGACUUUUGCCAGUGGAAGCUGCAACGCCAGCAGGACGCCGCACCAGAACAAGCCGAGCCCAUUUCCUUUCUCAGCUUCAUUCAUGCCCUUCAUGCAUGGAAGAGCCAGAUGGCUCUGUGGGCUGCCUUCUACCGCUCGCGAUGUGUCAAAGACAAGGACAAAGACAUGAAAGACAAGCCCGACCGCCCAGGAGCUCCUCCUGAACCAGAAGACGAAAUGGGACAGAUCCAGAAAGAAAUCUUGUCGCGUUGCCCCGGAAAUGCAGUACAAGAGACCGCCAAAGUCCGAAAAACCAUGAAGAAUUACUUCAGAAAGAAGAAAACAAUCGACGUGGCCAAGAAGCUGCAAACAGCAGUGAAAGAUUUGAUCAAAAGACGCCUGCUGCUGGAGAUCAAGCCAAGGAAAGAGCAACAGGCUGCGAAUGAGGAAGCGGGCGACAAAGCUGCCGAAGACACAAAGGCAGCGCAGUGA
Messenger RNA from Cladocopium goreaui, 6878 nucleotides. NCBI's taxonomy places the organism in Eukaryota, Dinophyceae, Suessiales, Symbiodiniaceae. The record is from the annotation of a GenBank genome assembly.